Daphnia pulicaria is the source of this 2475-nucleotide messenger RNA. It is a transcript of the gene Not10, whose product is annotated as CCR4-NOT transcription complex subunit 10-like. Bases 157 to 2223 code for a protein of 688 amino acids. Gene Ontology annotation, cellular component: CCR4-NOT complex. The transcript is spliced from 9 exons. NCBI's taxonomy places the organism in Eukaryota, Metazoa, Arthropoda, Branchiopoda, Diplostraca, Daphniidae. Gene Ontology annotation, molecular function: protein binding. Gene Ontology annotation, biological process: negative regulation of translation; mRNA catabolic process. The record is from RefSeq and is a predicted model, not a curated record.
AUGCACUUUUAUUGCAGACUAAAUUUUAACUAAACGGAGUUUUGUGAUUUGCCACAAGUUCAUAACUUCAUAUAAUUUAUUUCUAUUCUCAAAAUCUCAAGAAGUAAUAAUCUUAAUUUGACGGAAAAUUGCCUUUGCUUUCGGUUUGAUUAAACAAUGGCAGAUACUGAAAAUUAUGAUGCGGGUUCCGAAAAUUCAUCACAAGCAUCUGAGCAAGAAAAAGCCUUGGCGUUAGGUGCCCAAGCCGAAUUCGAAAAGAAAAACUAUGCAGCCGCCAUCCAGCUUCUUUCAAAGUUGGAAUCCUCUCGUCCACAGGAUCCAAAAGUUAUUCACAACAAAGCCAUAGUGAACUGUUUUAAAGCUGGCUUGACAAACAUUUCCCAGCUCCGUAAAGCUCUCACCUCAAUUGCCAAACAAUUGCAGUGCAAUCUUGAGGACCCGAAAACCCUGGUGGAUGUUGAUCAAUGUUAUGUGUUUUACAAUGAAGCUGUCACACUAUAUUUUCUAAGACAAUAUCCAAAAACAUUGCAAAUAUUAACUAAAAUAUUCUCCCUCGUUGAGCAAUUGGAUGAGAGCCUAGCCCGCCAAGUUUGUUUUUUGCUAGCUGAAGUCUAUCUGCGUUUGAAUUUCCCCAUCAAAACUUUGAAGAUGGUUCACUUCAUGGAAACAAGUUUGUUGAGUCAUGGGGCAAAACUCAAGUCUACUCUACCUCUAGAGAGGGAACGUGACAAGGAAAAGGACUGUGAAGGGAAGGAAGACCUCAAGAGUAGUUUCGGUGAUGAGUUACUUAUCCCACCUGGGGUAAGGAUACGUCUGCAGCGUUUGAAAAUUCGAGCAAAUCUUUCAAUUUCCAAAAGGGAAGAAGCUGAAAGAGAGUUGGCUCUCUUAUCCGAAAUUGAUCCCGAGAACGCCGCCACUCUGUUUCUAAAAAGUAAAACUCUUUUCGUUAAAGCCAACUAUGCCGAAUCGUUGAAGCAGUUCAAACUACCCGAAGAUGACGGCCUUUUUAAGGAGCGAGGUGAAUCUGAUGUUGUUAUGUAUCACAACAACACUGGUUGCGUAUAUCACGCCAUGGGCAAAUACCACCUGGCAUGUCUUCACUUUCAGAAAUCUCUCAACAAAAGUAGCGAACUACUUGCCGAGUUUCCCAAACCUGUGUCAGGGGAUCCAAUCUCUAAUCGGCCUUUGGUGACUAUCGGCAGUAACUAUAAAUACGAGCUUCUUUACAAUAUGGGUGUCAGUUUAUUAUACGCUCGUAAACCGGCCGAUGCCUUCGAUUGCCUCAUUGAAACUGUGCAACUCCACCACAGGGAUCCGUUGAUCUGGUUGCGAUUAGCGGAAUGCUGUAUUCAAGUGCACAAACCUGAAAAUAGAAAAGAUUUUCGGUUGACCGAGAGACAGCGGGAAAUUGUUAAGGCAACAGCUGGAUUCGGUUCUCACAGAAAAGUGAUCCUGUCUUCCAGAAUAUCCAAUGACAACUGUAAAAGUUCGGAGAACGCUGCCAUUCCGGUGCCAACAUUAGAAUUUGGCACCUUAGCUCUGCGAAAUGCAGAACUAUUGCUCAACAAAUUAACAAUACCAAAUAGCACUGAAGAUGUUGGUAAUAAAGAUGAAUCCGAUUCGAAAGGGAAACCGGAUUUAAAUGUGACACUCAGUGAAGUGUCAACCUUGUCAAAAUUACGCAAGCCGGAAUUCUACCGGAAUUUGAAGAAUACCAUCAUCGCCGACAGUUCGUAUGCAGCUCUCUGUUUGGGUGAUUACCUAACUUCUCUCUACAAAGCAGAAGAAUUAUUAACACAGCCACAUUUAUCAGGCAAUCACAAGUUGCUGGGUCACUUGUAUGCGGCUGAAUCGCUAGUACUUUUGAAUCGAAUCAAUGAAGCAGUUCCACAUCUUCAUCCAGAAAAUGUGACAAAACUUUCAAAUUUCUCUCCCUCUGAGAGUGAAAUAACCCAACACUUGCCUCAUACCUCAGAUUGGUUUCCGCUGUCUACACAAACCGCCAAGGUGGUGCUCCAGUACAAUCUGAGCACCGUGUACGCCAUGAGAGGCGAGUACGACAAGGCAGGAGAAUUAGUCCGCCAGUUGUGGAAUGCCAGCAAGAGUCACGGUAUCGACGUCCCAAUCCAAGUGGUUACGCUGGCCUUGUACGUCGAACUACAAUUAGGGCGGACAGAAAUUGCUCGUAACAUCAUCAAGCAGCAUUGCCCGCAGUAUCGAUGAGUCACAAAUUUAGGUCUGACACGCUGUCAGUUGGGAAAGACAUAAGUCUGCUUGUUCGUGAAGGUUAAUAAGUCUGGUCACUAAUUCACAGUGAAAUCAGUGAUGAUAUACUCUUCCCUUGAUGUCUUCUGUCUUUGCUACGCCACUUGAAAAAGACUUCUUUAUAAACAUUCUGAAUAACAGAUUUUUUAAAAAAUCUUGUCCGUCCCAUGUGGGACACUCUUUACAUGGCAAAUGUUAAUAAUAAUAAUA